Messenger RNA from Olea europaea var. sylvestris, 1493 nucleotides. Its product is annotated as lectin-like protein. The transcript has a single exon. The record is from RefSeq and is a predicted model, not a curated record. Gene Ontology annotation, molecular function: carbohydrate binding. Lineage: Eukaryota; Viridiplantae; Streptophyta; Magnoliopsida; Lamiales; Oleaceae. The coding region runs from base 182 to 1258 and encodes 358 amino acids.
UCUUGUAUGGGGCGAGUACCGGAUCUGGAGCCAACCAAUUAGAUGCUCCAUUUCAUCGAUAAUAAACCCACCUGCUUCGCGAGGAAAUACAUGGAACUGGCACACUAACCUUAAAAGUAUCUAAUGUCUUCAAGAUAGAUGCACAACCCCUAACCUUCAGAUCAAAAAUCAACUUCCAAAAAUGGUGACAAUUUCUAUACCCAUUUUCAGCCGACCUUUAUGUCAUCUAAUUUCGUUUAUCAUCUUCCUCGUUGCCCUGUUUUCAGCUCCCCAUUUCUCACUUUCUCUCUCUAACAGACCCUAUUUUGAUCCCAACCUGGUUCUGAUCGGUGACGCCAAGUUUACAAAUAACGGCCUUUCUAUUCAGCUUAAUGACCCGAAAAACUCUUUUCCGAGCUCUGGAUGUAUGAUUCAGAAAAAACCGAUCAAGAUUUUCAGCUCAAAGUCAAGGCCCAUAAGACCAAUAUCAUUUUCCACUGACUUCACGUUCUCAAUUUCACCUCAUAGCGGAGAUGGGCUGGCCUUUAUACUCGUGUCCAGGAAGUUUAUGCUGAAAUUUCAAAAGAAAGAUUUUGGACUUCCGAGAGGAAGUCCGUUUUUUGCAGUGGAGUAUGACACGUUUCUUGAUGAGAAUCUAGGGGAUGUGAAUUCGAAUCAUGUGGGAAUCGAUGUGGGUAGUCUUGUUUCGAUGAAAACUAGCAAUGUUUCGUCAAUAAAUUUGGUUUUGAAUAGUGGGGUGAAGCUACAUUCAUGGAUAGAUUAUGAUUCGAGCUCAAAAAGAUUGGAGGUUAGGUUGAGUAAGUUUGGUCUUGCCAGGCCCUACGAUCCACUGUUAGUGUAUCCUAUUGAUUUAGGAGAAAUGUGGAGAAAUGGAGAAGUAUUCGUGGGAUUGAGUUCAUCUAGUGGAAACUCGAUGCAGACUGGUAAUGUGUAUUCUUGGAAAUUUAAAACAAGGAGCGUUCCAAAUUGGCUACAUUCAAAACCAGUUGAUCCUCAGGUGUUUUCUAAUGUUCGUAGCGAGGAGAAAAGAAAUAAUAGGAGAUGGGUUUGUGUUCUGGGAUUUCUCUCGGGUUUUAUUACGAUUGUUGGGUGUGGAGCGAUUAUAGCACUUGUUAUAAUGUUCGUGUGGGCAAUAAUUGAAAAUAGCCGGGAGACAAUUGUAACGGUCCCAACAACGUGUAUGGUGCAGCCAGGUGAUUUCAAGUACCAAAAGAUCAAUGUAGUAAUAAAUGAUAACUCGGUUGAUGUUAAGCAUUAGAUGCUAGUGUAAUUGUUGUGUGAUUGUGUUUUAUGCUUUGUACUGUAAUGUGAUGGACAGGCUAUAUAGUUUCUGUUGCCCAGGAUGAUGAGGGGAAGCCAGAUGUUUGUGUUUGAACAUGAAUGUUAAUUUUUAGUGUUUCUGUUCAUGUUCUUCGAUUCUGUAAUUCUAGGACUGCCAAGUGUUAUUACUAUGUCAAAUGCAAACCAUUUUUAUGAUUCUGUUUUUGUUUAAA